AUGGGCUGCAUACAGAGCAUCACCUGUAAGUCGCGCAUCAAACGUGAAAACAUAGUGGUCUACGACGUUUCCGCCACUAUCGACCACUGCCCAACAAUCAUUGAGGAGAACUCGCCUAUAGUGUUGCGCUACAAGACGCCCUAUUUCAAGGCCUCUGCGCGGAUAGUUAUGCCCCCUAUUCCCCGUAAUGAGACUUGGGUGGUGGGUUGGAUCCAGGCAUGCACACAGAUGGAAUUCUACAACACCUACAACGACAUCGGCAUGUCUAGCUGGGAGCUACCAGAGCUGUGUGAGGGUCUUGUGAGGGCCAUCAGUGACUCAGAUGGGGUGAGCUACCCCUGGUACGGCAACACCACCGAGACGGUCACCCUGGCGGGGCCCACCUCCAAGCCCUCUCGCUUUACCGUCAGCAUGAACGAUAACUUCUACCCCAGUGUGACCUGGGCAGUGCCCAUCAGCGACAGCAACCUUCCCCUGCUCACUCGCAUCAAAAGGGACCAGAGCUUCACCACAUGGCUGGUGGCCCUCAACACGGCCACGCGGGAGAAGAUCCUGCUGCAGACGGUCAAGUGGCGCAUGCGGGUGGACAUCCUGGUGGACCCCUCCAUGCCCCUGGGCUCCAGAGCCACCCUGAUGGGCCGGACGCACCAGGACCAGCCUCGCGUCCUAACCCGCAUGGAACCUAUCCCCCCCAACGCCCUGGGGAGGCCCAACGCCAACGACGCCCAGGUGCUGAUGUGGAGGCCCAGGAAGGGCCCGCCUCUGGUGGUCAUCCCUCCUAAGUAG
Salvelinus namaycush (lake trout) is the source of this 786-nucleotide messenger RNA. Its product is annotated as protein FAM78B. Lineage: Eukaryota; Metazoa; Chordata; Actinopteri; Salmoniformes; Salmonidae. The record is from RefSeq and is a predicted model, not a curated record. The coding region runs from base 1 to 786 and encodes 261 amino acids. The transcript has 2 exons.